UUGUGGUUUUAUUUCCGGGGUUGUCUCCUCAAAAUAAGUCAUGAAGCAUGCUAGCUAGCUAACCUAGCAGCUAAAACAUUCAGAAGUGCGAAUGUGUAACGUUAAAGUGAGUUUUAGGUGUGUUUGUUAGAGGCAGCGGCAGCGUACUCUGAAAUGACUUAACUUGAGGAAACGGUGGUUUUAGCGUGUUGCUGGAACAUAAAGAGUAUCAGCAGAAGAUGAUAGAACCAGAGCUACUCACCGAGGUGCCUGCAGCACUGAAGCGACUAGCCAAGCAGGUUGUAAGGGGUUUCUACGGAGUGGAACAUGCCUUGGCCCUGGAUGUGCUGAUCCGCAACCCAUGUGUACGUGAGGAGGACAUGCUGGAGCUGCUGAAGUUUGACCGUAAACAGCUGCGCUCGGUACUCAACACCCUGAAGGCAGACAAGUUUGUCAAAUGCCGCAUGAGAGUGGAGACGGCUCCCGAUGGCAAGACAACGCGGCAUAACUACUACUUCAUCAAUUACAGGGUACUGGUCAAUGUGGUCAAGUAUAAAUUGGAUCACAUGCGGCGGCGCAUCGAGACAGAUGAGCGAGACUCCACCAACCGUGCCUCCUUCCGGUGUCCCUGCUGUUCCUCCACCUUCACUGACCUCGAGGCAAACCAGCUGUUUGAUCCCAUGACAGGUACAUUUCGCUGCACCUUCUGCCAAACAGAAGUAGAAGAGGAUGAGUCCAUCUGUCCUGAUGCCAGGACACAGGUGGCACGCUUCAAUGAGCAGAUCGAACCCAUCUACGCACUGCUACGUGAGACCGAAGAUGUUAACUUGUCCCAUGACCUGCUGGAGCCUGAGCCUACCGAGAUCCCUGCCCUCAAACAGAGCCGUGAACGUGCUGCAGCAUCCGGACUAAACUCUGCAGGCCAACACCGGGAGGCCUGGUCUAACAAAGGCUCAUCCUACGCUGACCUGUACACCCAGAAUGUGGUUAUCAGCAUGGAGGAGCAGGACGCCCAGCAGAAGCAGGCCAGUGAGGGCAAGGAAGUUAAAGAGAGGCCCGUCUGGUUGACCCAGAGUACUGUGCAGGGUGCUUACAGCGAGCCUGACAUCCUCCAGAACAGUGGAGAUGUUGUACCUGGAGCCCAGGAUGGAGCUGCUGGGCAUGGAAUUGGUCAGGCAGAUGAAAACGAGGAAGUGAUGCGUGCCUUGCUCAUCCAUGAGAAGAGGGGCAUGGCAGGGGCAGGAGCAGGUGGAGCGAGCACUGCUACAAAGGGGCUCGUCUCCGCCACAGCUAAUGCCAGCGACUCAGAGAGCGACACCAGCGAAUCAGAUGAUGACUCUCCCUCAGGUCCUGCCCCCGCCGCAGCUGCUCAGCAUCGGGCCAACGACGAGGAGGAAGAGGACGACGACGAGUUUGAGGAGGUGGGGGAUGAGCCGAUGGUGACGGUGGGAGGCCGGUCGUUCUCAUACCGAGAGGUCAGCCAGAGGCCGGAGUUGGUGGAGCAGAUGACUGCACAGGAGAAGGAGGCCUACAUUGAAAUGGGACGAAACCUCUUCCAGGACAUGUACUUCUGAACACACACACACACUUUUAUAAAUAUGUUACACACAUAAUGAAACACGUUGAUGAAUUGGCUUUGAGUUCCCGAAUGUAUACUUUACUGCAGUCUCACACUAUCGCUGGUGAUAUCUGAGGAAAUGUUUACGUGCUGCUCAAGAAGUAUUUACAGCCAACGACAUGCUUCGACAGUGUUGCCUAAGUGAUCACACCUUUUAGUAUUCUGUCCUAAGUAUUUUUAAUUCUCAGUCACCAAACCAGAAGGUAGCUGGCCAGCUGCAGUUUGUGCCAAUUAGUGUUUUUGUUAGUCUGUUUUAUUUUCAUUUCAGCUGUAAGUUUAACAUACUGUCUGCAUCAUGUAUCUGAUGGAACAGACAAGCUUCAGUUAUAAUCAAUGCACAUCAGUUGACCCCCCCCCCCCCCACACACACACACACACACACACACACACACACACACACACACACACACACACACAAACAAACACACAAGUCAGUCCCUAUAACUACAUUGGGUUUUUUGGGCCGUGAGCUCUGCCAAAAGACAUAGGCAUAGCAAUAAUGUGGCUGACUGUACGCAGUGUGACACUGAAGCUGCCGACGUGCUGUUUUCCAAAUAUUUUCAGUUUUUCUGAAAAGAAAUCAGACUGGAUUUAAAAGCUCAUCUCAGGCAAAUGUUGAAUACAAGAGGAUAUGGUUGAAUUGUUUUGGUUUACAAUAAAAAAAAAAAUUGUUAUUCUGAACUAUCUGUAAUAAAAAGAUACUGCAGUACAGCAAUA
Micropterus salmoides (largemouth bass) is the source of this 2314-nucleotide messenger RNA. RefSeq names its product general transcription factor IIE, polypeptide 1, alpha (gene gtf2e1). The coding region runs from base 219 to 1553 and encodes 444 amino acids. The record is from RefSeq and is a predicted model, not a curated record. The transcript has 6 exons. Gene Ontology annotation, biological process: transcription open complex formation at RNA polymerase II promoter; transcription initiation at RNA polymerase II promoter. Lineage: Eukaryota; Metazoa; Chordata; Actinopteri; Centrarchiformes; Centrarchidae. Gene Ontology annotation, cellular component: transcription factor TFIIE complex.